This is a messenger RNA of Eimeria tenella, 867 nucleotides long. RefSeq lists its product as uncharacterized. The annotation marks the transcript as partial. The record is from RefSeq and is a predicted model, not a curated record. NCBI's taxonomy places the organism in Eukaryota, Apicomplexa, Conoidasida, Eucoccidiorida, Eimeriidae. The transcript is spliced from 2 exons.
AUGCGGGCGAGCCCCGUGCGCUGCAGCAGCAGCAACCCGCAGCAGCAGCAGCAGCUGCUGCUGCUGCUGCAGAAGUACAAGUACGUCGCCAGGCUCCCCAUCUUCUUUCCCGUGCAGCUGCUGACCCGCACCACUUUGGCGUGGCUGCUGCAGCGCCUCCCGGGGGGGCUUUUGUCUCCAAACUGCAGCAGCAGCAGCAGCAGCAGCAGCAGCAGCAGCGGCAGGCCGUGCAGGAGCAGCAAGGGGGGACGCUUGGCUCUGGCGAGAAACCCGACCUCGGGGGGGAGGACAGCAGCACCUGCUGCAGCAAACGCUGCUGCUGCUGCUGCUGCUGCUGAGCCUACUGCCACACGUCUUCCGCAAACAAUCUAUGAGCAGAAGCAGCAGGAGCAGCAGCUUCUGCAGCAGCAGCAUGGGCAGCAGGAGCAGCAAGAGCAGCCCGAGCAGCAGGACCUGCAGCAAAGCCAGCAGGAGCAGCGGAAGCAGCAUGAGCAGCAGGAGCAGCAGCAGCGGCAGCAGCAACAGCAGCAGCAGCAGCAGCAGCGGAGGCGGGAAGGCGGCAGAACCACCGGCUUCAGUUGCAGGUGUAUGGACAGCCCUGGUCUCACCCACUUCUCCACGGAGACACUGCAGCAGCAGCAGCAGCAGCAAUGGCGCAUGCUGCCUUGCAGCAGCAGCAGCCGUUGCUGCUGCUGCAGUCGCAGCAGCACGACAAAGUCCACACAUUUUCUGCUGCUGCCGCGUCUGCGUCGCCGGCUGCCGCUGCUUCGAGUGCUGAAGACGAAGUGCAGCAGCAGCAGCAGCAGCAGCAGCAGGCGCUGCGUACUCACGUGCCGUGGCAAAGCAGCGCCAGCGAUGUGCUGUCAU